UCAAUUUAUUACAUAUUUAUUAUUUCUAUGAAUUCAAUAAAAAUCAUGUAAUAAUGAUUUGGAAAGUAGAAGAGAAAUGUGAUUCGUAAUGCAGUAUCAAAUAAUUUUUUGUUCAAUUCUAAUUGGCGUGGUAAAUGGUCUUUUAAAAUUCGAACCCACAAAGUAUUUGGCAAGACAUAAAAGAGAUGUAGUAGGAGCCUUAGAUAUACAUACGAAUCACGUCCAACCAAUCCAUGCUGACGUGAAGACAGAAAAAGAUGACAAUACAAAGCCAUGCCCAACAAAUCCAAUUGUCCCUCCCAUGAUCGAGUUGGGAACAGUUUUUCAGGUCAUUCCACCAAUAGAUGUACAACAUAUAGACAGGUCUUUGCAGAAAUCCUUACCCAUAACGGAUACAAUAGAUCUUGUGCGAAGCAUCAGUAGGGUGACAACACUAUUCGUACUGCUUACUUCUGCUAUAAUCGAGUUCUUUCCUCUGAUACAACAAUUGUUUUUAACUAUUUACAGUUAUGUCUACACGGGUUAAUAAAGCAUAGAUAAAUU
Molecule: messenger RNA, 543 nt
Organism: Galleria mellonella (greater wax moth)
Lineage: Eukaryota; Metazoa; Arthropoda; Insecta; Lepidoptera; Pyralidae
Exons: 4
Coding region: 89-526 (145 amino acids)
Source: RefSeq, a predicted model, not a curated record